UAAUUAUUGCUUACUAGAUGGCGGACGUCAAUGAAGCAUACAUAUAUGUUCCCACUUCAACAACGCACGAUCUACAAUAUUCGUUGAAAGUGAUAACGAAAACGUACCUGGCCCCUGACUAUUGUAGGAAUAUGACAGCUGAUCGAAAAAGAAAGCUUAAAGAGUUUAAUUUGCAUUUCUCUGAUCAAAAAGCCUGAAGAAGUAUGCAUUGUCUUCAACAGGAAAUUUAGCUUCGAAAUGGUAGGUAGUUUAGCGAGUAGAAUAUUGGACUUGUGGUUUUUCGAUGGACAAGAUUACCGAUUUGCUAAAAGGAAAGGAAGUGACAGAAUUGUAAUCCUUUUAUGGAAAUGAUAUCGUCAAUAACUCUUGUUAGAAUUCUGUCAGAUUUAAUCCUGGUGUGGCAACUGAUCCUAAGCAUCGACACCAACUUCACUUCCUGUGCGCAAGCCAUAGCAGCGGACCUUCAAUAACGACAUGAAGUAAAGAGAGGCCGUAAAAAUGAUACACGUAAAACCUCCUCCAAUAACACCAAGAGCUUCGUACACUUUACGGUGGUUGGAAGCCGAAGGCCACGAUGUUAAUUUAUCAGGAAUUGCGGUUAACUCCAAAGGAGACAUCGCCGUGUCUGACCAGGGAUGUGAUCGUCUCAUCAUUUUGAACAAAGAUGGAAUAUUUAAAGAAACGAUCGGUAGUAGAGGGAAAGGAAAAGACAAUGUGACGUUACCUGAUGGAAUAGCGUACAACAAAAGCGACCAUUUGCUGGUUUCUGAUUAUGGAAACCAUCGUAUUCAACUGUACGAUUGUAGAGCUGGUAAAUUUUGUUUUUCAUUCGGAUCUGGUGGAUCGGCUGAUGGGCAACUUUACUUUCCCUGUGGUUUGUCCAUAGACGAACAUGACAAUAUCAUUGUUAGCGACUGGGGUAACAAGCGAGUCCAAGUUUUUGACGAACGCGGAAAUUUCAAGCUAAGGUUUUCAGGUCAGGCCACUGAGUCUCCCGAGCCAAGCGAACCGCAACAUUGCAUAGCCUUGAAAAACCUAUAUUUUAUGACGGAUGGGUGUGCAAACUGCGUGCAAGUAUUUGAUGAAAGAGGAACAUUUCUGCACAAUAUAGGCUGUAUGAAUUCUCCUCAAGGGAUUGCCGUUAUUGAAAGCGAAAUUUUGUGCGUUUGUGAUUCGAAUAAUAACUGCCUGCAGUUGUAUUACCCUGAUGGCGCUUUUGUUUCUAGUGUCUCCAAUUUAACCUGGCCAAUGUACCUGGCAAAGGGAUCAAAUAGAGAGAUUUUUGUGAGUGAGAGGGGAAGUUGCCAAAUAACUGUCCUAAAUUGUCCAUUUUAAGGAGAAUUACAUGACAACAAUUCAAGUUCUUGUUGAUGAUGUUUUAGAUUUUUAUCGAGAGAAUAUCAACUGGUUGAUAUUCUUUAGUUUUUAUAUAAGAGUUUCGCCUAUACCAAGUAGGUUAAAAUAAUUUUAUUAGCAACUGGCGUGGAGAAUUUGAAGCGCAUGGCAAAUAGCAAACUGAAAAAAAAUGAAUGAAAAUUUUCUUGUUUCAAAGAUGGAAGCCUCUUAAUUGAUUGUUUGAUGAUUUUGGCGCGCAUCGAUCAUUGCAUGAAUACCGUGUCAUGUCAUCCCUAGUCCAGCUCGCGUAUCCUUUCCCAACUAGGCGAAGGAUAAUCUUCCAUCAUUUUUAUCCCCUUCGUGCGGUUUGAAAACAUCAUGUCUGUAGCAACAAUUACAAAGUUUUAGUAAAAUGGUUUCCAUACGUCAUUUCCGUGCAUUUGAAAAAUGUCGGUUUAAUU
This is a messenger RNA of Pocillopora verrucosa, 1796 nucleotides long. RefSeq names its product tripartite motif-containing protein 2. The record is from RefSeq and is a predicted model, not a curated record. Gene Ontology annotation, molecular function: ubiquitin protein ligase activity; protein binding. Gene Ontology annotation, biological process: proteasome-mediated ubiquitin-dependent protein catabolic process; protein polyubiquitination. Lineage: Eukaryota; Metazoa; Cnidaria; Anthozoa; Scleractinia; Pocilloporidae.